Molecule: messenger RNA, 684 nt
Organism: Radiomyces spectabilis
Lineage: Eukaryota; Fungi; Mucoromycota; Mucoromycetes; Mucorales; Radiomycetaceae
Product: RING/Ubox like zinc-binding domain-containing protein
Exons: 4
Coding region: 1-684 (227 amino acids)
Biological process (GO): protein ubiquitination
Cellular component (GO): CCR4-NOT complex
Molecular function (GO): metal ion binding; ubiquitin-protein transferase activity; RNA binding
Source: RefSeq, a predicted model, not a curated record
AUGAAUUCGGACGAUGAAGAUUUGGAUUGUCCUCUUUGCAUGGAGGAAUUCGAUAUUGCCGAUCGUAACUUCCGUCCUUGUCCCUGUGGCUAUCAGAUCUGUCGCUUUUGUUGGCAUCACAUCAAAACCAACCUGAAUGGUCGUUGCCCUGCUUGCAGACGUACAUAUACGGACCAGAUUGCUGAGUUCAUUCCCGUCAGUGCAGAAGAAAUUUUGAGAAGUAAAAGGGAGAAGAAGGAAAGAGAACGUCAAAAUCGAGAGAUGAAGGAUCCUACCCGUCGUCAACUGUCCAAUGUACGAGUGGUGCAAAAGAAUCUUGUUUAUGUGCUCGGUCUUCCUUCAAAGUAUGCCAGUGCCGAGCACGAAUUCUUCAAAAAGUAUGGCAAAGUUCUCAAGCUGGUCAUGAGCAAGCGUACCACGGCUCCUUCAACCAAUCAUCCUAACGCUACCACCUCCGUGGGUAUUUAUGUCACAUACGCUCGAAAAGAAGACGCUGCCAAAGCGAUUGCAGGGAUUAACGGUGCUGUUUGCGGUGGGAGAGUCCUUAGAGCUUCUUAUGGUACAACCAAGUAUUGUACCUACUACUUGCGGCAUAUGGCGUGCCCCAACCCUAACUGUAUGUAUCUGCAUGAACCCGGUGACGAUGUAGACAGUUAUAAUAAGGAGAAUCCAACCCUUGAGUAA